AUGCAGCGGCACCGGGAGUAUGGUCCGCUGGUGCAGGCGUAUACCUUGAUCAAGAGCUUCCUGGAUACACUGCCAGAUGACACCUAUUCCCGUAUAUAUUCACAUAUGACCGCGCACGAGCAAACCCCAUCGAUCGAUCCCCACCAACCCUUCCAUCACAGCCACAACCACAAAACAAGCAAGGACGUACUCCUCCGCCUCCCCCGGCCCCAUCUCCAAAGUAGCGGUGAGCGUCACGGGCCGCGCGCCACCUUCUCCAUGUACACUGUGCUGGCUCAGCACCGCAUCCCCGCUCGCACGUGA
This is a messenger RNA of Plenodomus lingam JN3, 303 nucleotides long. The record is from RefSeq and is a predicted model, not a curated record. NCBI's taxonomy places the organism in Eukaryota, Fungi, Ascomycota, Dothideomycetes, Pleosporales, Leptosphaeriaceae.